AUGGCUGCUCCAACGACGUCUGCUCCAACGAAGCGGUCAAUGUACAAAGUCGACUCUUUUAAUCCUGCAGUCCUGGACCAUCUACGGCGCAUCUACGAGUCGCUGCAGUCGCAGGGACACAGGCCUACGGGAUCAGACGGUGCAACCCCCUCUGCUUCUGCUCAUUUCUUGCAGAAUGUCCAGCAGGACCACCAUUUCAAAGACGACCAGCCUCGCAGUGACCAGCAGCAUGGCGUCCUCGACAGCUUCUCAAGCUUCCUGGAAUACAUGUCAACUGCUUCAGCAGUGCCGCAGUUUUCGGACGCUCAGACGUACGACGAGGAUCUGUCGUUUCCCAUGCCCAAUUAUUUCAUUAAUUCAAGCCAUAACACCUACUUGACUGGCAACCAGCUAUACAGCGAGUCCAGCACCGAAGUGUACAAGAAUGUUCUGCUCGACGGCUGUAGAUGCCUUGAGAUUGACGUCUGGGACGGUGAAUUGGACUCAUCGAGCUCUGAAUCAUCAGAGGAUCAAGAUGACAGUCAUAAAAAGUUGCGCAAGAAAAGCCAUGGAAAGGCUCGGAAGGAGAGCGUUGGACGCUUCAGCUUGUCAUCUCUUUCGGAUCGCUUCGAUAAACUCAGUAGCAGAAGCACGCCUAACGCUGUGCCUGCUAAAGCCCCAGGAGCAGAUACGAUACGCCCUGAACCCCGAGUAUUCCAUGGCCACACACUAACCAAGGAAGUCACAUUCCGUGAUGUAUGUUACACAAUCCGUGAUAAUGCGUUUGUAACUAGCGACCUGCCAGUGAUCGUCAGCCUAGAGGUGCAUGCUUCUCAUGAGCAGCAAGAGGUUAUGGUUGAUAUCAUGACCGAAGCAUGGAAAGGGCUUCUUGUGGAGUUCACGCCCGAGAUGGACGCUCUCCUUGCCAAGGGAGACUUAAACCAUCUCUCUAACCCAGGCUCACUGAAGAACAAGAUCCUGAUAAAGGUGAAAUGGGUAUCUCCCGAUAAAGAGAAUACCCCGCCUGCCGAAGGGUCCAUCGAGAUCGUUGACCUUCGGACCGUAGGCGGAGCCAGCGAUGGAGCUCAGAAUAAGGUCGUAGCUGGAUCGACGUCAACGAAAACCAAGCCUCAAAAGAUCAUUCAGUCCCUUAGCCGACUCGGAAUAUUCACGCGCGGUUAUACUUUUAAUAACUUUGCUCAACCUGAGGCGAAGAUACCACAUCACAUAUUCUCGCUCUCAGAGGCUGCGGUGAAGUCUGCGCAUGAAAAGGAACGUCAAGCAUUAUUCGAGCACAACAAAGACUUCAUGAUGCGAACCUAUCCAUCCGGAAUGCGAGUAGAUUCUUCCAAUUUAGACCCAUCUUUUGCCUGGCGUCAGGGAAUCCAAGUUGUUGCUCUCAACUGGCAAAACUGCGACAAAGGAAUGAUGCUGAACAAAGGGAUGUUCGCAGGGAGUGGGGGAUGGGUGCUGAAACCCUCAGAGUAUCGUGGAUCGGCUGGGGUGCAGGCAAGUAUGAGUGUUCGACGCAAUGUGAUUUUGUCUAUUGAAAUCUAUGCAGGACAGAACAUAAUCGCCGGGGAUGGGAAGUCAAAUCCCAAAAGUUUCCAUCCAUAUGUAGCUUGUCAUUUGCAUGUUGAACGACCCAAGGACAGCAUCCAUGCUACCAGCAAGGAUUAUGACAGCAGCGACCCCAACUACAAAUGUCGAACUAAAACUUGCAGCGGCGCCGAUCCGGACUUUGGAGGCCAAAUCCUCCAAUUCCCAAGCGCUCCUGGCAUCCUUGAAGAGCUCUCUUUUGUCAGAUUCAAAAUUAAAGACGACGAAAUCGGUAUUGACGAUUUACUGGCAUGGGCUUGUAUAAGGCUAGAUCGCCUACGUCAAGGUUUCCGGUUCAUUCGGUUAUCUGAUACCAAUGGGAAACCAACCGAUGGGAUUCUUCUGGUUCGGAUAUCGAAGCGCGAAGAGUGA
Molecule: messenger RNA, 1950 nt
Organism: Nannizzia gypsea CBS 118893
Lineage: Eukaryota; Fungi; Ascomycota; Eurotiomycetes; Onygenales; Arthrodermataceae
Product: 1-phosphatidylinositol-4,5-bisphosphate phosphodiesterase 1
Exons: 5
Coding region: 1-1950 (649 amino acids)
Biological process (GO): lipid metabolic process; phosphatidylinositol-mediated signaling
Molecular function (GO): phosphatidylinositol-4,5-bisphosphate phospholipase C activity
Source: RefSeq, a predicted model, not a curated record